Messenger RNA from Penicillium robsamsonii, 375 nucleotides. RefSeq names its product CVNH domain-containing protein. The transcript has 2 exons. The coding region runs from base 1 to 375 and encodes 124 amino acids. The record is from RefSeq and is a predicted model, not a curated record. Lineage: Eukaryota; Fungi; Ascomycota; Eurotiomycetes; Eurotiales; Aspergillaceae.
AUGAUACUCGCUCUACAUACCCUACUUUGCGUUCUUCUCUCCCAAAUCGACAAUAUGAGCUUCCACGAAUCUGCUUCACAAAUCGAGCUUGAGGAUGGUCACAUCCUCAAGGCUGUGCUUCGCAAUGAGGAUGGUGAUGAGGAGGAGUCUACCAUUGAUCUCAAUGAUCACAUCGGGAACGACAAUGGACAAUUCCAAUGGGAUGGCGGGGACUUCCAGUCCAGUGCGGAUGAUAUCAGCUUCGAUCGCGAGGGAGACGACGGCACCCCUAUUCUGCGGGCUAUCUUGCGCGAUGUCGAGGGAGAGGAACACCAUGCGGAUAUCAAUCUGUCCGAGCGCAUUGGAAACGAUAAUGGAAACUUGGUCUUCAACUAG